Aureobasidium uvarum is the source of this 363-nucleotide messenger RNA. NCBI's taxonomy places the organism in Eukaryota, Fungi, Ascomycota, Dothideomycetes, Dothideales, Saccotheciaceae. The record is from the annotation of a GenBank genome assembly.
AUGAGCUACGAAGUGUACCGCAACAAAAACGCCACAGACGAAGACUUUGAAAAGAUCAACCAAAUGUACAAGCGCAUCAUGUCCGAAGACAAGGUCCUCUGCGACGCCGCUCAAAAGAACGUCAACGCCGGCGUCUUUGUCAGCGGUCUCAUGCACCCACGCAUGGAAAAGGGACCCCUCUACUUCCAAAACCUGUGCAGAGAGGCCGUCACCGAGCACCACGACAAGGAAAAGGCUGCUGGUGCGAAGAUCCACCCGGCGAGACAGCAAAUGAGUGCCGCCGAGAUGCAGAGUGAAAAGGACAUCGACUUUUGCUCUGGGUUGGCUUGUGGAGAGGAGCAACAGGAGGCUUUGGCUUGGUAA